Myxocyprinus asiaticus (Chinese sucker) is the source of this 699-nucleotide messenger RNA. RefSeq names its product neurexophilin-1-like. The record is from RefSeq and is a predicted model, not a curated record. The coding region runs from base 1 to 699 and encodes 232 amino acids. NCBI's taxonomy places the organism in Eukaryota, Metazoa, Chordata, Actinopteri, Cypriniformes, Catostomidae. Gene Ontology annotation, molecular function: signaling receptor binding. The transcript has a single exon.
AUGGACAGACCAAAGACAACAAUGAAGCAUCCUUGUGCUGACUCUGACUCUUCGCCCAGGUCAAGUCCCGAAGUCCGUGGUGCUGACCUGACCCCGGCCCUCCUGUCUGACAAACUCCGCCCAUUUCCCGAGCAGGAGCUCUUGGACUUGGUGCCAAACUUGACGGAGACACACCCAUCCGCCCAACAAUCCAAGAAACAGCUGAUGGUGAAAAGUGGAAAAGUUAAGAAAAUGUUCAGUUGGGGGGAUUUCCACUGCAAAGUGAAGACGACAAGCCUCAACUUGCUCAUCAAAGGGAAGAUCGUAGAUCACGGCAACGGAACUUUCAGCGUUUCCUUCCGAUACAACACCACCGGAGGGGGUAACGUCUCCGUAGGGCUAGUUCCUCCAACCAAAGUGGUGGAAUUUGAUGAGAAGACGCAACAAAAUGUUCUGCAUUCGGUGGAGUCCAGGAUGUUUAACUGCAAGGUGGAGCAUGAGAAGGUGGAAAAAAGUACUCAAAACAAUCGCUGCUGGUACGAUCCGUCACAAAGCUGUGACCAGGAUCAAACCCACAGUCAUGUGUCGUGGCUGUGCUCCAAACCGUUCAAAGUCAUCUGUGUCUAUAUAUACUUUUACAGCCUGGACUACAAACUGGUCCAGAAAGUCUGUCCAGACUACAACUACCACAGUGAAUCUCCAUACUUCCCUUCUGGAUGA